CCUCCGUUUCACGCUAUUCUAAGUUUCAUACGGUCAUAAAACUCAGCUGAAUGCGCGAAAGUGCGAAACCACGUAUUGUUUUUGUAGGAACUCCAUUUUAUAAUCAUCAAGCAUGGCGUAUUAACGACUUUCAAAUAGACAAUUCAGUAGUCUUUCAAUCAUCAUGCCGACACUCUUCGUAUUGCUGUCGGCCUUUGUUUUACUUACCGGAUCUUCUGUACUGGGACCACAGUGUCCAGGACAGGACUGGCACUAUCGCAAAGGCACCAGAGACUGUUAUUAUAUUUUUAACCCCAAAACAACAGGACAGGAAGCGUUUACUGGGCCUCGUGUCGGCACACUGAAAUUUCACGAGACGGUGCAGGAAUGUCAGAUGCGAGGAGGCCAAAUUGCAACCUUCAACACGCAUGAUGAACUGGAAUGGAUCGAAUCCAAAAUUACCACUAAAAACGCGAAUUUCUGGAUCGGACUGACCUUUGAAACGUUAACAUGGAGCUGGACCAAUGGCAACAUUACAAAGCCAUACGACGAUAUCGGACUAAUGCCUCGCCCAACGGAUCCAGAUGUCGAGGAUGUAGAGCGGAGAAAACAGUAUCGUGGGGCUCUUACGUACGACGCCUCCUCCAAAGAAAUCGUAUUCCGCUCACGAGCGGGAGAGUGGACUAACUGCUAUAUUUGCAAAGGGACCUAUAGUUCCCGACCGUGGUGCAGAUUGGACAACGGUUGGGUGUACUACGGUGGGAAAUGCCUUAAAUUUUAUCCCCACGGUGCAAGCUUUGCCACUGCUACCGAAACGUGCGAGACUGAGAACGGAAAUAUAGCCGUCGUACGGAGCGAUUCGGACGAUCGGCGCAUGCAAGACUGGUUACGAGAUUAUGUGGAAGAAGAAAGAAGCUGGAUUGGCAUCACCAUACCGUCCAAGACGGCCAACACCACCGUUAGCGAUGUGCGAUGGCUGGAUGGAACACCCAUUAUGGACACUCCGGUUAAUCACUGGGUGGAAUCCAACCUUACCCAUAUUAUCGAAUCUUUACCGAAUGGAAAACCAUACUGCGGUUUACUUCAUACGAAAGACAGCGUGUGGAACGAUUAUUAUUAUAACUCGGGCGAGGACCCCAGCGAACCCGAAAUCCAUCAGUGGUCGUUUUCUUCUGACUGUGAUCAGCAGCUGCCGUUUAUCUGUGAAGCACCACGCGGUCCAUGUCCAUAUGGUUGGUAUGAAUUUGAGGAUGACUGCUACAAGUUUGUCCAAGACACACCCGAAAGCUUCCAAAAGGCGCGAGAAAACUGCCACAAGCUGAAGGGUGACUUGGUAACGAUCAAAAGUGGCGUCGUGCAAGACUUUAUUCAAGCUGUGAUCGGAAAAGGCGCAGAAUGUGUAAAUGGACGCUACAGCUGGAUUGAUGAAUCCAGUUUGAAUUACCACGCUUGGAAUGAGACGUUGAUACCGUCGGAGCUCAGCUUUAUCACCGGCUUUGUCUGUGGCUAUGCGCAACGCGCUGGAUUUGUUUCUAGUGAGACAGGAAAGUGGGCAGUUGCGGCGUGCUCGCAACUGAAAGGUUACAUCUGCAAAACGCCGACAUCCGCCAGCAUCCCGGAUGAGCCGGUCGUCCACCCUGCGACCACUUGCGAGGCACCGUUCUUCCGCUACCAAGACGGCUGUUAUUUGCUGGUCAAGGAGCAGAAGAACCGUGAUGAUGCGCAGCGCCACUGUCUAGAGCACUCGUCAGUGUUGGCUUACCCAAAUACUUUUAGCGAGAACGUGUGGAUGAAAAGUAAAGCAUCGCAAAAGCACAUGCUAAGCUAUAAAAUUAAUGAAAACUUUAGAACAAAUUAUCGAGGAUAUUUGGCUGGGAAUUCGGUGAGAAGGUUCUACGGGAAGCUACCAGGAACAUCGCUACAAUCGCUUGCAAACUUUUUGUGGUAUCUCCUGCUGGCUGAUCUUUUUCAGAUGCGACCAGGGGAUUUUGAAAACUUUUACUAUGCAUCUUCCCGCGACGACAAGAAGCCGUGUAUCGUCAUGGCUGGUGAAAAUCACCAGGUUUCCCCGCAUCCCGGGUCUGGUGUUCCUUUUCUAGGAGAAUGGUAUUAUGCUGCAUGCACCGAACAGCGGCAAUUCAUGUGCUAUCAUCGCGGAACGCCCAUUGAAAAUCCCGACCUCGAGACGGACCAUUCGGACCCUUUUUGUGGGGCUGGAUGGGUGCGUGAGGGCGAUAACUGCUAUCAUAUUAACCUCAAUAACCAACGAUGGCACCUGGCCAAGCAGACGUGUCAGAACCUGGCUUUCAACGCUGACCUGCUGCACAUCACCACUAAAGCAGAACUACAGUUUAUUUCCGAUUUUCUGGCAAAUCGAUGGCCGUUCUCGGGUCACAAGUACUGGCUUGGACUGUACGCUGACGAAGCGAAUCAGUGGCACUGGCCGCCCAGAGAUUCUAAUAACACCAGACAUAUUCCACUGGCAGUGACGAACUUCGCUUACGGUGAACCAAGGGAAAUCGCUCACGGGGAAGGUCCCAGAUGCACGUACAUGGAGGCAUGGAGGUACAGCGGAUGGUACGCAACGGCGUGCAACGACGAACGUCUUCGGUUCGUCUGCAAAAAGACGCUCCAAAACGGUCAAGGCCAAAGCUGCCCAUCAGGCUGGCUGGACUACAACGGUCGCUGCGUCCGUUUUGUACCUGGUCCGCGAGAUUGGCUGGCUGCGAAAGAAGAUUGUCGUGUUAGUGGAGGUCACCUGGUCACUGUCCGUAACCAUAUGGAACUGGUUUUCACCAGCCACUUGGGAGUCGGUGCAUGGACUGGCCUGAAUGCCAUAGCUGAUCCUGGCCCACAGACGUCAAGCUCGGAAUGGGAUUGGGCCCCGGGUUUUCGUUUGGAGCAGUGAAAAGCCCGUCACUUAUACGCCUUGGGAUUCCACACCAGUAUCCGGAGGAGUUAUCGGAGGUGCAAUCAACGACGCCAACUGCGUCGCGCUCACCUCAACGGGUUUCGCGGCAUAUUCUUGUCACGAAAAGAGAUCCUACAUCUGCGAACGUCCGUUAUAGUUUACAAGCCUUAUCGACCUUGUGGCGAGUGUUUAACACGUUUUAUGGUCUGAUUAGUGUGACGAAUGUUGUCUUUCACAAUUUAUUCAUUUGUAACAGCAAAGUACAAGCGCGGGUGGAAUUCAAAAUAUUCUUUUAAACGCCGACAGCACGCGAAUCGUUGAACUGUACUGGUGCACACUGCACCCGCAGUUGCGUACCUUAUUUCUUCCUAAGUUUGAUUUCAGUUGUUGCGCGCCAUAUGCGCUAUACAGGUAUAGAUCAUACACUUUUGUGG
Paramacrobiotus metropolitanus is the source of this 3324-nucleotide messenger RNA. RefSeq names its product lymphocyte antigen 75-like. The coding region runs from base 164 to 2887 and encodes 907 amino acids. NCBI's taxonomy places the organism in Eukaryota, Metazoa, Tardigrada, Eutardigrada, Parachela, Macrobiotidae. The record is from RefSeq and is a predicted model, not a curated record. The transcript has 19 exons.